Messenger RNA from Nannizzia gypsea CBS 118893, 426 nucleotides. RefSeq lists its product as hypothetical. The record is from RefSeq and is a predicted model, not a curated record. NCBI's taxonomy places the organism in Eukaryota, Fungi, Ascomycota, Eurotiomycetes, Onygenales, Arthrodermataceae. The transcript is spliced from 2 exons. Bases 1 to 426 code for a protein of 141 amino acids. Gene Ontology annotation, cellular component: EKC/KEOPS complex.
AUGGCAAAACCAGCGCAAUCGGCUGACCAGGAUUUUCCUUACUCUUUAACUAUCUCCGUACCGCUUCCUUCAUACCGUCUGGCCUCCUCUGCCAUGCGCGCGCUGCAGGUAGACCUUGAGCUAUCGCCGCUGGUCAAGCGCACAUUCCGCCUCACAAAUCCUGAGUCAUCGAGCUCAGGCAUAGCGCAAAAUGAACCACAAGUAAACCGGACACUAGAGGAGGGCAGGAUAGAGCACGCAGCAAUUAAUAACACUACAGGUGCUGGUGAUGAGAGUUUAACAGUCUUGGAGACAGAAUACAGAGCCGCUACCAACAGAAUGUUACGGGUGGCAGUGAAUGCCUUCAUGGACUCGCUAGGAGUUGUCGUUGGAGUGAUGGAGGAGUUGGACACUGAUGUAUUAGGCCAAGAACUGGGGAAGCCGUAA